Messenger RNA from Epithele typhae, 2664 nucleotides. RefSeq names its product RNA12 protein-domain-containing protein. The coding region runs from base 1 to 2664 and encodes 887 amino acids. Gene Ontology annotation, molecular function: RNA binding. Gene Ontology annotation, cellular component: mitochondrial inner membrane. The record is from RefSeq and is a predicted model, not a curated record. Lineage: Eukaryota; Fungi; Basidiomycota; Agaricomycetes; Polyporales; Epitheliaceae. The transcript has 16 exons.
AUGUUAACUCGUGGCGCAAUAUCCCCCUCAAGGUCUAUACUCGCUCGUCAAUCCACCGCUUGGACGACCGGUCGCCUUAGACACUAUGCCGACAGUGCCCCGGUCAAUGCUGCUCCUGUCAACGAAACCGGGCGGGGAGAGAUGAAAGAAGGCUGGCUAUGGAUCAAUUCGGUUUUUCCGGUUUCUCUCGGCUGGGCGGAUGUGCGCAAUUUUGUAGGAUAUGCGAGGGAAGAAACCCUUCUGGAGCACCUGCACGACCUCCUGGCCGGUGUUCAUGUCCACGAGUUCCGACCGCUAGCUCUUGAACCUCAAAUGAAAGAUGGCGGCGUGUUCGUCAAGUUCAGUUAUGAUGCUUCUGGAGCAUGCAAUUCCCUGAACGAUAUAUUGGAGAAGCUGAGGGAACAUGUCAAUUCCCAUGGAGGAGUACCUUCGUGGAUUGGGAUGCCGUCGGGAGGUAUCUGGCUCGUGGAGGGGCAGCCGUGGCGCGAGGAUAUGAACAGGAUGUCUUCGGGGAUUGUCAAGGUCUCAUUUGAUGGUCCCGACGUACCUGAAGAGAAACUCUACGAGUUGUUUCGACCCUAUGGCAGGAUUAGAGACAUCACGUCCCCUUUGCCUGUACCUGCGGGAACGCUUCGUUCCGCCAUGAUCCAUUACCGUGACCUGCGCGCAUCAACUUCGGCUCGAAAUACCCUGCAUGGUUUCCAAGUACCUGCAUCUUCGAAUGUUACAACGCUACGGACUUCAUAUGCACAGCCUAUUGCUCCGCACGAGCUCCGCAACUACAUCGCGAACCAUCCCCGAAUAUUCCUUCCUAUCCUUUUUUUCCUCGUUGGCACCGUUACGUAUGCGGUCUUUGAUCCUAUCCGUGUGCUCAUGGUUGAAGGGAAGAUGAAUGAUUGGUUUGACUACAAAGAGUUUGCUGUCUACAAAUGGUUACGGGCCAACACUAUCGACAGAUUCAAUGGAGAGGAUCAGAUCAAAUCCCAUCCCAAGGCAGAUGUCUGGAAAGAAAGACAGGACGCAGAGGAAGCUCUGCAGAAGUACUUGAGCGAUCUGCCCAACACUGUUGCUUUCUUGCACGGGCCCCAGGGAAGUGGCAAAACUCGCAUGCUGACAGCUCUGCUCAAAGAAACCGACAGGAAAGCCAUGGUCAUCGAUGUCGGGGCGCUGUCCAAAGUCGGCUCCGAAACAGCUCUUCUCUCGGGCCUAGCAUCUCAAACGGGGUACUGGCCGAUAUUCUCGUUCUUGAACUCCAUCAACAACAUGAUAGACCUAGCGAGCACAGGCCUAAUUGGACAGAAAGCCGGUUUGAGUUCGUCGUUACCUGACCAGCUCAAGGAGAUCCUGGAUGUCGUCGGUAGAGGCCUUUCUCGAGGCAACGCUGCCAACCGUACCCAACGCGAACGCCGGGCCACACAAACUGAGCUGGACGCCAUCAAGGGCAAGGAGGAGGAGCUCCUCCGAGAACGCAUUGUCGAGGGCACCUGGCACGACGGCCGUAUCGAUGAUGUUUGUGGAAACGGCGUUAUCAGCGAGCUGGGUGUUGGUAUCGAACGCUUCACUCUCGCCGAUGCCCAGCCUAACCCACAACUGGAGGCCGUCGAGCAAGCUCAAGACGAGAAAGACGGGUUGCGGACGAAAGAGAUGGAGAAGCAAGCCGCGGACGCUCGACGCAAGAAGGAUAGGUCCGAGGACAUGGAAUCAGUGCACUCUCUGCCUGUUGUAGUUAUUAAGAACUUCGAGUCGAGGGGUGGAGGGCUCCGCAAGGAAGAGCUUCUGGACGCUCUUGCACAGUGGGCCGCUACUCUUACAGAGAACCAGAUUGCCCACGUGAUUGUCAUCAGCGACAAUCGCGAGAACGUGAAGCGGUUGGCGAAGGCUCUGCCCUCUAAACCGCUGAACCAGAUCACGCUUUCCGAUGCUGAUAGCAACAGUGCUCUAUCGUUCAUCACUCAAAAGCUGCAAGACAUCGGGAUAGACGUGUCGUUCUCGAAGCAACAGAUCACACAUGUCAGCAAGCUGGGAGGUCGCGCAAGCGAUCUCGAGAGUUUAGUCUACAAGAUCCGCGGAGGUAUGUCGGUGGAGGAGGCAGUCGAGGACAUCAUAUUGCGUGGGGUUGGUGAGCUGCGCAAAAGCGCCUUCGGUGACGACCUUGAGGACGCCAAGAGUUUGCCCUGGUCCCGAGAGCAAGUCUGGGUGCUAAUGAAGCAGCUGUCCAAGAACGAUGAGAUCCCGUACUACGAGGUUCUCAUGGACUCGCCAUUCAAAGGCGACGAUAGUCCUCUACGCCAUUUGGAGCAUGCGGAGCUCAUCACCAUCAGCACCCUGAACGGCCGCCCCUCCACGAUCAAACCAGGCAAGCCGGUAUACAAGUGGGUCUUCCAGCGACUGGUUACCGAUGCAACAUUCCAAGCCACGCAAGACAUCGCCUACAACGAGAAGAGCAUCGCAUCCGCCGAGGCAAUCCUCAAAGCAUGUGAAAGCGAGCUGCUCACUCUCAAGGACGUGGAUGCUGGGACUGCACACUGGUGGGGUUCCACGCGUGUAGUAGAGAUGCGCCAACAUUACUUGCUCAAGAAGAUGCGCGUGGCCGAGGACAAGAUCGAGAGCCUGGAGAAGCAGAAUGUUCAGCUGAAGAAGGUUCUCGCCAAAGCUCGCCGAUAG